Messenger RNA from Oncorhynchus kisutch (coho salmon), 4229 nucleotides. RefSeq names its product nuclear FMR1 interacting protein 2 (gene nufip2). The transcript has 4 exons. The record is from RefSeq and is a predicted model, not a curated record. Gene Ontology annotation, cellular component: cytoplasmic stress granule; nucleoplasm. Lineage: Eukaryota; Metazoa; Chordata; Actinopteri; Salmoniformes; Salmonidae. The coding region runs from base 213 to 2129 and encodes 638 amino acids. Gene Ontology annotation, molecular function: RNA binding.
AUAUAUUGUGAAACCUAAUGCAACACACUGAAAGACGGUGACCUAUGAUGGUGACUGACUUGAGAAAAUUGAUCGACUCGAACAAGCCCAACGACAUUCACGAAAUGAAGUCAUGGGCGUUGAUUGGGCAGGCCGAAUGUUUCCUCUAUGCCACUGGCUAGCUAGUUAGCUUACUAGGGGAGGCAGCCUUCGUGUAUUUGCGUUACACUUCAAUGGAUGACCGGCACGAUGGACGGGUGUCUGCGGGAUGUUUGAAGCAUGUAGACGAGAGUCGCCCCGGUCCCCCGAACGCAUGGGUAGAAGAUGAUCAACACCAGUACGAGGAAGCGCAGACGGAGAAAACGGGUAAUGGAAAAAUAAAUGGAACCCUAGUGGAGCGAGAGGACACCCCUUCUGCCCCUAUUCCUGUGGCUGCCCUUCAUUACUCGAGCAGCAGGCAACAUGAAACUUCUAACUUGAAACCAAAACCACCUGGGAAGCUCCUUGCCAUUCACCCAAAAGGCAGUCGUAAUAGCCAUUUUAAGAACAGUAUGAACUGCAAAAAUGACACUCCUUCAGAGUUGAAAACACGUGAUAGCAAGAGCAAGUCCAUUGCUUUACCAAAUGGCGUUGUGCUUCUCAACCCUGGUCUGUAUGCUAACGGCUACCCCAGCAAGCCAGGACCAGACAGUGGUGGCAGUGGUUCUGAGAGUGGAUACAUCACUCCCAAGAAACGCUGGGCUCAGAGGAGUGCAAUGGCUGAGGAGAGUGUGACUGCUGGGCAGGAGAAGGCUGUUAUACAGGCAGUUAUGGUCCCUAACAAACAUGAGAUGGAGCCUCACACUCCAGAGGCUGCCAAAACAGCUGCAGACUCUCUGUCUCCCACCUCCAUCAAAGGUGUCCCACCUGUGGCACAGGCCCAUGUGGAUCAGGUUGGUGAACUACAGUGUAGGACCUCUGAGGAAAAGGCUGCAGCAUGCUCUGUUAAAAAGCUCGAAGACAGGCUGGGCAAAGCCAAGCUUACCUCCAAAAAAGAGGACUCAUGGACCCUCUUUAAACCACCCCCUGUCUUUCCUGUGGACAAUAGUAGUGCUAAGACAGUGCCCAAAAUUAGUUAUGCAAGUAAAGUGAAAGAGAAUCUAAACAAAGCAGCAGUCCAAGCUGCAGGUGACUCCUUACCUCCCCAGUCCCAGGUGCCCACCAGACUCUCCCAAGUCCCCAUGUCUGCUGUCAAAACCAUCACCUCCCCUAGCUUCACCAAUGGACCCCUAUCUGGAGAGGGGAGUAGCUGCCCUCUCCCUGCGCCCCUUUUUACCUCUACUGUUUGCACUGCCCCAAUGCCUGUCUCCCCUGCCAGCAAGUGGGAGAACGAAGCAUCCUUGUCCAGCAACGGCACUGAUAUGUCAGGCACCCCCUCCAUGAUUACUAGAGAACUGAGAAAGGCCAGUCUCCUUGUUUAUCCCCUGGGCACUUCAAAUAUGCAACCCGCCCUCUCCAGCGCCUGCCAAGUGGACUCACCUGCCGCUAAGACAAAUCCCAAAUCUCUGGUGGACAUUUUCCAGAACCAGUGGGGGCUGUCAUUCAUCAACGAGCCCAGUGGAGGGCCUGGGGUGGGGCCGGCAUUAGUGGGGCAGCCAGCCCGGAAAGGCCAGAUCGUGGAGAUCACCUUUCAGGGAGGUGGCCCUGCAGAUUUGCCUCUACAAGUCUCUGCUACCUCCACUCUGAGACCCGACAAACCCCUCUUCCCAAAGGCGUACGAGCAGGACAGACUCACUAUCUCCCAAGCCCCUAGCAGUGUUGGUAAAUCAGGCCCUCCCUUGGCUCCUGGCCCUGAUGCUGGGCUGGGAGACCCAGACCCUCUGAGGGGUGAGGCUGGGAGUAGAGGUGCCAUAAUGUCCUCUUUUAAGCACCCUGGUACUGAGCUGCCUCUUGCCUCCCCUGCUCAACCUGUGUCUGUCCUGGCCAAGGAGCCCUGCCACCCCAGGGGUUGCGACCCAGGAUCUUGCUGGGGGGCGUUCGAUCUAAAAGCUGCUGUUAUUUAUCACACUAAAGAAAUUGAAUAUAUUCAGAAUUUACAAAAACAAGAUUCAAAUGGAGUUGUGUUCUAUGAUCAGUCCAAGGAUGGGCCUGUUCAGUUAAGUCAUGACUGAGCGCUACACCCUCUCCUGGCUGCUGCCUCAUGAAACGGUGCCCUGGAGGAACUGCUCCCUCUCCUAUCUUAGAUUCAUGUUGCAGGACUCCUUUGAUGCGAGCAGCUUGUGCCGUAGAGGGAACACAGUAGAGCAGCACCACACUGAGCCUCUUACAGGGGUGCUGUCAUUCGGGAGAUUACUGGAUGGUUGAACAAUGGGUGAACAAGCUUUUUGACGGGAAACGUGUCCACAAGAGUGGAGACAGGCUUGUAGAGGACAUCAUGUGGGAUAAUCAGUCACCACCUCUGCAUUCCCGCCCCAUCUUUGGAAUCACAGGAUACUGGAGAGAGAUGGCCCCUCUCUUAGCCUGUCAUGGAAGACAGGAAUUCCAAACGUUCACAUUUGAACUGUAAGGUAUCACAGAUGCCUAAUUUUGUAUUCGGACUGAAAACAAAUGGGAAAGACUUGGAACGUUUUAGAAUGGUUGCCUUCUAGAUGUGAAAACAGUGUGGAAAGAUGGGGUUUUCUGCUCGAAUUCUAGUUUAGAUGAAACCAAAUAUCAUGGGGAGGCUUUUGUGAAUUACACUAAUUAGAAAUCCCAGGUCAUUGGCUGGACAGAUGGAUGGAAUUUAUUUGUGUUCAAGGUUCAAAUCAUGAGAACAUGCAUCCCUCUCCCACCGAGGCCUAGUCUGUUUGGUGUGUUUGUUGUGCCUCAAGGUACGGUCUCCAUUCUUUGGGCUCUGUUAAUACUGGACACAUUUUUUUUUAGGGGGGGGGGGGGUUCCUCAGGAUGUGGUGGUUACCAACACUGCGCAGAGGCUAUACUUUUUUCCUUAUCUUUUCAUUUUCUGUUAAUCAACCAGUUUAUAAUUACAGUUUAUGCUUUACAUGCUACCUCUACUUACCAUCUCAAUGCUCAAAUGAAUGCCCCAUAUUUGCAUACCUUUUCUUUUAAGAUUUAGUUUUUAAAGUUCUGGGCAGUCUUUUUCUCAUUGGUUUUUGCACAGAAUAGGCGCUUUGGCAGUGUUCACUUUUUACUGUAGUAAUGCUUUAGAAUUAGAGAUUCAUGCAGGGCAGUAUUUUAACCAGAAAUAUGCAAAUGUUCAUGUUACAAGUCUCCUAUUGACAUCAAUGCAGGAUUUAACUGAAACUUAGGACUGUUUCAAGUCUGUUUCACCUCCAGAGGAGAAUUGUUAAAUUCAUAUGGAAAGGAAUUCUUGGACUCUUUGACCAGGUUAGGCUGCUCCUUUCUGAGACUGUUAGAUGUUUCUCUCUCCCGAGUCACCAUAAGUGAAUUUAAUUAGCUUACAUUGACUGAUCAGCACUUUAAAUCUAUAGAAUUAAAGCAUAAAAUGUACUAAAUUUAAAUGUCUAUUUAUCCCAGCGAACUCUUUGGCUCCUAACAAUCACUGCAAUUUUCAAAUAGGACAGCCUGUUUAUGACCUAAUAUAGUUGUUGCCAAAAGUUGUUUGGCAAUGUUGAUCAUUAACGUGGCCAAACUAAGCCAGGGGACGUCUUUUGAACAUUGUUUGUCAAGGUUAAUGUGAAAAUGAAUCUUUAUUUUGAUAAUGGCUAAUUUAUGGCACCUUAAUUCCUUUUUUUGUCCCUCUUAAUUGCAAUUAAAAUAUUGGAAAACAAUCAAAUAUCUCUGACCGUUGCAUUGGGUACUAAAAUAAUACUACAGUGUAUUUAGAAGACAUCAGCACCUGGCGUAUUAGAACAUACUGAAAAACCCAGUUCAAGGACCGCUGUCUUCUGUUAUGACAGACAAAUAGCCUGUGUGUGUGUGUGUGCGCGCAUGCAUGCAUGAUGUAUAUCUUCACAAACAUGGUCAAGGGUCAACACAAAAUACAGGGUGCUUUUUAUAACAAGAACAUUGGAAUUGCAUCUGCUUCGUCAAGUAGGUCUCCACCUGCAAGUUGUGCCAUGUCUCGACUGUUCAUGCUGUCUUGUAUUAAGUUAUGUUAGUUUGUUCCUCACUUUUCCUUUCCUGCUGUAGUUAUGGUAAGAAUUUUAACAAUCUAUUAAAAAUUACAGCUCAUUUGCUGAAAGUACCUGUAUUCCUGUCAUUUAAAUGACUUACAGCACACUCAAUUAAAUCUUUAAAUGUCCCUUAAA